Molecule: messenger RNA, 894 nt
Organism: Chrysochloris asiatica (Cape golden mole)
Lineage: Eukaryota; Metazoa; Chordata; Mammalia; Afrosoricida; Chrysochloridae
Gene: MS4A1
Product: membrane-spanning 4-domains, subfamily A, member 1
Exons: 6
Coding region: 1-894 (297 amino acids)
Biological process (GO): cell surface receptor signaling pathway
Cellular component (GO): external side of plasma membrane; plasma membrane
Source: RefSeq, a predicted model, not a curated record
AUGAUGACACCCAGAAACUCAAUGAGUGGAACUUUACCAGAAGAGCCGAUAAAAAGUCCUAUUGGCAUGUAUCCAGUUCAGAAAAUAACUCCUUGGAAGAUGUCUUCACUGGUGGGCCCCACACAACACUUCUUCAUAAGGGAGUCAAAGGCUUUGGGGGCUAUCCAGAUCAUGAAUGGGUUGUUCCACUUUGCUCUGGGGAGUCUUCUGAUGAUCCCCAUAGGGAUCUAUGCACCCAUUUGCAUGGCUGUCUGGUACCCUCUCUGGGGAGGCAUUAUGUUUAUCAUUUCUGGAUCACUCCAGGUAGCAGCGGAGAAAAAUCCCAGGAAUAGUUUGGUGAAAGGAAAAAUGAUAAUGAACUCACUGAGCCUCUUUGCUGCCAUUUCUGGGAUAAUUCUUUUGAUCAUGGACAUAUUUAAUAUUACAUUCUCCCACUUUUUUAAAAUGGAGCGUCUGUAUCUUGUUAAAGCUGCCAAACCACAAAUUAAUAUAUACAACUGUGAAUCAAUGAAGGUGUCUGACGAAAACUCUCCAUCUACACAAUACUGUUACAGUGUGCGAUCUGUGUUCUUGGGCAUUUUUGCAGCAAUGCUCACCUUCUCCUUCUUCCAGAAGCUUGUGACAGCUGGCAUUGCUGAGAACGACUGGAAAAGAAUGUGCUCCAGACCUAAAUCUAACGUGGUUCUUCUGUCAGCAGAAGAAAAAAAGGAACAGGCAAUUGAAAUAAAAGAACAGGUGGUUGAGCUAACUGAAAUAUCUUCCCAACCAAAGAAUGAAGAAGACAUUGAAAUUAUUCCAGUCCUAGAAGAAGAGGAAGAAGAAAGAGAAAUAAACUUCCCAGAACCUCCCCAAGAUCAAGAAUCCUCACCAAUAGAAAUUGAUAGCUCCCCUUAA